AUGAACUCCACGGGCAUCUUCCCCGUCCUCGCCUACCUGGGCACCGUUGGUACGGAAAACCCCGCGUGCAUCAAUGCUACUAACAGCAUCUGCUUCGAAAAAGUAGCUGUCCUUUUGCCAGGGGAUCCCGCUCAAAAUGUUUGCAAAUACUUGAGGUCGAUGCAACAGGCCCACUGCCCGUGCUCUGAUCGUUUUACGAAGGACUACGAAAAUCUCAACUGCGGAUCGUCCGAACCACUUUUGCGAGCCCGCCUUGCCUGUGUGGCUGAGGGCACUUUGCCAGAAGGCCUACCGUGCGCCGACCCCUACGGCAAAUGCGAGGCGGAUGCGAAGGUUGAAGCCUGCCUCGCGCGGAAUACUGCUGCCGGUUGUGAUGAUACCCCAGAAUACAAAGCCCAUUUCUACAUGAUGAAAUUGUUGGAGCUGAAGAGCCUGCGCCAGGACAAGUGUCAUGACGAAAGGGUCGCCGCUUACAAGGAUGCAAUCCAAGCAAUAAAUGGCACAGCCAAU
Messenger RNA from Mesorhabditis spiculigera, 510 nucleotides. NCBI's taxonomy places the organism in Eukaryota, Metazoa, Nematoda, Chromadorea, Rhabditida, Rhabditidae. The record is from the annotation of a GenBank genome assembly.